CUUUCUUUUGUUCACACAUCAGGUUGUUCCUUCAUUAUAUCUUCAACAUCAGAAAUUGAAAGCUUCAAAGCCACGGAUUUGAGUCCUAAGGAGGGAAUCGAGAGGAAGAAAGCCACCCCGCCAGCGAAAGAUCUGCUUGUAAAAGGGAUUGAUCUUCUUCCGUAGGAAGUUACCAUCGAUAUUCUAUUGAGAUUACCCAUGGAUGCCGAAGAGGGAAGAGAGAAGAAAAGAGCCAACCUUGCAGAUGAUACUUCCAGUAGAGUGAUGGUCCGGAGAGAUCUUCAUCGUCUACCACCGGAGAUGCUGCUCGAAAUCCUAUCAAGACUCCCGAUCACCUCUCUGAUCCACUUCAAGACCACUUCCCAUGCCGGCUAUGAUUUAAUCGCCGAUCGAAGGCUCCCUCCGAUGUUCCGUAAUCGGGUAAGCGACUCAGACCCAUGUCUGAUUCUGUUCGACUACAAUUCCCCUAUCCCCCGGCAACUCUACUUUUUGGAUACUGAAGGUUGUAGUAGAGGGGUUAGAAAAAUCGAUCCACCACAGCAUUUGGCAGUUGAUAAUCUGGUGGGUUCUUGUAACGGCCUGUUAUGCUUAUCCUUUCGGAUAAUCGUUGGUCGAUCGGUGUCUCGCAGUCUGCUAAUUUACAAUCCUUUUGUUAGAGACGCUGUGAGAGUCCCACCAGCGAACCGAUUUCUGAAGCAAAGGGAAGUUUUUGGAUUUGGGUUUCAUCCGAGGACGGAAGAAUUCAAAGUGGUCAGGAUUGUGUGCUACGAGAAUGACACCGAGGAUGAAUCAAUGGUUCAGUUUUUAGUUUGUGUUGAAUCUUUGAUCAUCAAUACAUCAGUAACAGUUGUGUUAUUUACACCAUCAUGGGUGACUGCUGUGGUAUGGCAAUGAGAUCCACCUGACUAUUAUCUGCCUUUUUCUCGAAAAGUAGUUCUGAAGAACGGAAGAUUAGUGUCAUAAUGCUCCUCUUGGAAUGGUGACUGAAGAUUUUGCUUUGAGCUAGGUGGGAUGAUUCAUAAGAGUUUUAUGCGUCCUGAAGAACAGGAAGAUUGUGUUGGAGUGUAACAAGAAAGCUCUGGUUUCUUAUGAUCCUAAAACUAACAGGUUCAAGGCUCUAAAGAUCAACCGGCUCCCAUACCAGUUCUAAGCUUUUGCUUUCCAGCAUACUCUGUUCUCAGUAAAGGAAACCUUUCAAAUGAAGGUUUAAUAUAGUCUUCACAACUCUUCUUUUGUGUAUGAACAUAUAAUGUUCUCUGCUUUAGUCACCUUCCAUUGUUUCUAUAGUGAUUAAUUAAUCAUGUUUUAUACU
Messenger RNA from Rubroshorea leprosula, 1312 nucleotides. The record is from the annotation of a GenBank genome assembly. NCBI's taxonomy places the organism in Eukaryota, Viridiplantae, Streptophyta, Magnoliopsida, Malvales, Dipterocarpaceae.